ACAGUUACGCGCAUCUUGCCUUGGCAGAGGUUUUUUCAGGGGUGUUAGAUGGCGCGGCUCUCUUACCGGAGUGAUUGGCUCAAUUUUAUCACACGAUAUGCACGGGUGUCGCCGGCAGUGCACUUUAAAAUCAGCCUCAAAACACCACCACCAAGGCAAAUGGGGCCUUCGAGAGCUAUGUGAACAUGUGUGACACUACUUUCCAAAUGUUCAACCUUGGUGUCUCUUGCAUUUCUUUUCUUCUUUCUGACGAGGGUCACCCCCUUUCUGGUGAUGGAUGCUGAUGUGGAGAUGGUCUUACUCCCCGGCAUGUCAGCUGGAAAUGUUGACGAAACCGAUUCCAUAGAGAGUUGGUUUGAAACUUCUUCAAGUAGCCCAUCCGAGUAUUCCAAACAGGCAUACGAGUCAGCCAAAAUAUAUUUCCUCGAGCACUUGGGAGCCGAUGGAACGGCGCGAGUGUUGAUAGAGCAGAAUCAUUCAAUUCUUGAUGUCCUAAGGGUUGUCAACGACGCCCGGAAACGCUAUCAUGUCAAACGGAACUCAAAAGCGUCUAAGUGGCUUGCCCGUGUUUCUGAAAAAGUAGCACAUUAUGGCACGGUGCUCGACGUGUUCGUCCAGCACCAUCCCGAAUACGUCUCCUUGGUAUGGGGGACCUUCAAACUCUUGUUCAGCGCAGUCUGUAACCACGAAACACAGGUGAAGGAAUUAGCCAAGACAUGCACACAAAUUGCCAACAUCCUUGAUCGAGCUGAGAUCACCUUGAGGCUUUACUCCUCAGAAAGACUUAUGGGGGCCGUUUCAGAGCUCUACGUCAAUAUACUGGAGUUUCUGAAGCACGCUGUGAAAUGGUACGCAAAGGGUCGGCUUGGGCGAGCCUGGACCGCGAUCGCUAGACCCUGGGAGCUUGGCUUUCGCGAUUAUGUCCUUGAGAUCAAGGCCGUCUCUAAGAGAAUCGAAGGCGUCGCCGAGGUCGCAUCGCAAGCAGAACUCCGCGCCACACGCCUGGAGACGAAACAGGUUCGGGAGGAACUUGCUUUGACCAAGCUUCAGCUAGAACGAUUGUUGCCCAUGAUGGAACAAAUAUACUCUCUGCAGAACCAGCUGCAGGUUGACUACUCAUCGUCAAUGGGUGCAAUACAAAGGGUGGAGCAUAAUCAGAUAUUAUCCCUGCCCAUUAUGGCGCAUCUGCCCACCCCAGGCCAAGCCAUGAACUAUUGCCGCUCGAUUCGGAACAGGAGAAGACAGCGAUACCAUCUUGCGGCACCCACUGUACGCCAAUUCGAGGACUGGUCCAGAGGAGCCGCAUCUUCCUUCAUCUUCACCUCUGCCGCCAAUGGCCAAAUCUCCCGGGAUUUCCUGGUGGACUCCGUUGAGAUGAUCAAAAGCUCGCAGCGCUCAGUAGUCUGGGUAAUGAGAUACGAAAACUAUUGGGAGAAACCACUUACCUCCAUCGACCUGCUUAAAGUCCUCGUGCUGCAGUGCCUACAAAUUAACCCUAGAGUCUUGCGGACAAGCCCUUUUCCGCCGACGGUGGCGUCGUUCCUCGAUGCCGUUGACGAGCACGACUGGCUGUCGAUCCUGAACCGAACGGUCAUGGGAUUACCAAUGCUUUACGUCGUGUUAGACGCGGAUGUAGUCAAUGCCGCCGUGAAUCGCGACAAAAUUGCAGCCACCAGGUUGCUAGAGAGUUUCACACGUAUUGCGUCUUCCACAUCUGUCAAAGUCGUCGUGGAGAGAACUGCGGUAGACAGAAACUACAUUCGCAGGGCAUGGAAUGAUCGUACGUGGUCGGAUGCCCGCAUCGACGGUGGCGAUGGGAAGAGAGGACCGAGCACCAAUUUCUUUGUGCAAAGACGAACACAAAGGCGCAGGAGGCGAUGAUCAUACCAUAUUUUCUAUUGUUUAAAAACUAAAUUAUAGUCUGAAGUUAAAACAGUGAGCUGUGAAAAGGAGUUAUAUGCAGUUG
Molecule: messenger RNA, 1966 nt
Organism: Truncatella angustata
Lineage: Eukaryota; Fungi; Ascomycota; Sordariomycetes; Amphisphaeriales; Sporocadaceae
Exons: 4
Coding region: 274-1881 (535 amino acids)
Source: RefSeq, a predicted model, not a curated record